UUUCUGAAGGACAAGCUUGAUGUUUUGAAGACGACAAACAACACAACAUUCUUUCGGAUACGAUUCCAUCGAAGUUUUGUCUGAGCGUGUUAGGCUCUUGCACAAUUCUCUUUCAAGCAUCCCCUCUCACUUCUUCUCCCUUCCUCUGUAUCUUCAUCUUACAACUUGUCACACCAUCCAUCAGCGAGGCAUUUCCGCCACAAGCAUGGACGAUCCACUCAAGGGAUAUUUCAACCACCAGGGUGUCAGACACAUCGGCUUCAAGAAUCAUCACAAGGAUGGACGCUCCUACCAUGGAUCCCUCAACCACCGACACCACCACUACAAUGUCAGACAACUCAACUCAAAGUAUGCCUACACGCGUCCCUUCCACAUGAUUCAUCCCGACAACUCCAAAUCACAGCCCCGACCCUCUUCCAUCUACCCCUUGAACUCCGCUACCAGAUCUACAACCAACUCCUCCAUUCCGACGGCAACAAAACCGUCUACAUGGAAAUCACCCUCGACCCCACCAGCGAUCUCGAUCCCAUCACCCGUCUCACCGCCGUGUCCCCGACAACUACGCACCAAAGUCCACAAACCCACUGCUUCUGAAUCCACCUUUUACAUCAAAGCGGGUGUGUUUACAGAAAUGACGUUGAAGCCUUACGCGGUAGCUUUGAAGAUUAGUAGAAUAUGUACUGUGGGAUCGGGAAGCUACAUACAGAGAUGGCGAUGCCUCAGCAUGGGUAAAGGAUGAUGGUCCAGCUCAGGUUCUGGAAAUUGCGUGUACUGGUUAUUGGU
This is a messenger RNA of Aureobasidium pullulans EXF-150, 783 nucleotides long. RefSeq lists its product as uncharacterized. Bases 206 to 739 code for a protein of 177 amino acids. The record is from RefSeq and is a predicted model, not a curated record. Lineage: Eukaryota; Fungi; Ascomycota; Dothideomycetes; Dothideales; Saccotheciaceae. The transcript has a single exon.